CCAGCUCCCCUUGGCAGCCUUCGAGGCCUGGAGCUGGGAGGGGGGCGCCUGGUUCUCAUCACCCGCGCGGCGUUCGGGGCGGGGGACGAGGCGCCGGCGCACACAAGGCCGCUGUCGCGCCACCCGGCCCACGCGGGGAGCAGCGCGCAGACACGGGCGGGGCCUCACGGGCGGGGCCUCGGGUAGCCCCCGCCCCGCCCCGCCCCUGCGGCCGCCCCUAGUUGGUGGCCGGGCCGCGCCGCCGCGUCUCUGCCUUGUCUCUCACUGUCUCAGUUUCACCCGUCUCUCGGGCACCUCCUCCCCCUGUUUGUCUGUCUCUCCAGCCUCCCCUCGGAGAUGAGGCUGGGGUCGCCGCUCCAGGCCAGCCCGCUUCAGUGCUAAGCUGGGAAGGGGCUGCACGGGACAGACGGACCCGCAGAAGAACUGACCCGACGCCCAGAGAGGACCUGCCGCUGCGGCUUGUAGCCCGUAACCAUGGACCCCGCGUCCCUGGACACAGCCAUUCAGAAUGCCCUGGCAGGCCUCUACCCGCCUUUCGAGGCCACAGCGCCCACUGUCCUGGGGCAGGUGUUCCGUCUCCUGGACUCUGACUUCCAGGGGGAUGGGCUGAGCUUCCUCCUGGAUUUCCUGAUCCCGGCCAAGCGCCUGUGCGAGCAAGUGCGCGAAGCAGCCUGCGCCCCCUACUCGCACUGCCUCUUCCUGCACCAGGGCUGGCCGCUGUGCCUGCAGGACAAGGUCGUGGUCCACCUGGCCCCCCUCAACCCCCUCUUGCUGCGCCAGGGCGACUUCUACCUUCAGGUUGAGCCCCAGGAGGAGCAGUCCGUCUGCAUCAGGGUCAAGUGCCUCACCUUGGACCUGCGCACAGUGGACACGAAGCCUGUCCCCGUGUCAUCCUACCCGACACUUUUCACCCAAGAGUGGCUGGAGGCCUUCAACAGUGACUUUGAGGGAAGUCCUCUCCACAACUGCCUGGUAGCUUCAGAGCAAGGGAUCAGCCCUCUGCCCUGGGCCAAGAUAACCAGCCCAGAGUUUGUGGAUGACAAACCCCAAGCAGCGACUGUCCUCUCCCCGGCCUGGGGGUCCCUUCAAUUGGAGGCACUCGAUUUGAGUGGCCCUCAAGGGCUGCACCAGGCCAGGUCCCCGGGAAGCCAGGUGCUUCCUGGCCAGAGCUUGGCCAAGGAUAAGGGCAGGGCAUGUGGGAUUAAAUACCCCGGACUCAUCAAGGUGGAGCAAGCCAGGCCUGGGGAGGUGGCCUUCAGGGUGGACGAUGUGGCCAUCCAGGACUUAGAGGGAGAUUAUGUGGCUCUCCUGGGCUUUUCCCAAGAGAGCAGAGGAGAGUCUCUGAGUGAGGAGGUAGACACGUCCCGUGGGUGUCCUGUCGGGGCACUGGAGGGUCUGCCUGGGACUAAAGAAAUCCCUUUCUCUCAAAGGGUGCUGCCUCUCCCGGGGGCCAGUGGGGGGCCUUCCCUGGGGAAAUGUGCUUGUGCAAAGCCAGCAAGCACGGAGGAGGAGCCUGGCAUUUUGGGCUUCAGGAGAAAGGUCAACCAUAAAGCCCCCUCCCACAGCUCAGAACAUCAACCCCCAGAGCCCUACCUCAACGCCCUUGAGAAUCCACUGCACUGUGCCGCUGGCCUCAGGACAGAUGUCUCAGAAGAGCCAGCUGCUUCCAAGACACAGGAGCCUCCGGGAAAUGCAGAGAAUGUGGUCCCGCCCAGGCCUGGACCAAAACAGACCUCCUCUCCCCGGCUGUGCCCAGCUUCUCCUCCUGUGGCUCCAGCCCUUGAAACCAAAGCGGGAGAGAGGACCAAACAGGGAAACUGGAGAUCUCCCAAGCCUGUGCCUGGUCCUGGUCGAAGCACCCCCUCUUCCAGAUCCCCCACUCUUGGCCUCAAGUUCUCAUUCUUGAAGGGGCAGAGGCAAGCCCCCGCACCCCCAGAGAAAGCCUCGCUCCAGCAUGACGGGCCCUGGAAGGUCCUGUGUUCACUCUACUCUCACAAGCCCAGCCAGGCCAAGUGCUUGGGGAAAGCUGGAACAACUCAGACCAAAACAUCUGGCCCAGCCGCUGACUCAGGCCCACUGACUGGGGAAAGGGCUGAUUUCCCAGAAGCUUCUGCAGGUCCUCCAGACAGAGGCCCCGCUCUGGAGGAGGAGCUGCCAGGGCCCGAACCCGGGAUUGGGACUCUGAGUCUGGAGAUCGUCCACUCCAGGAUAGCGUGCCUGCCAGGUGGUCGGGACAGGGUGGGGCGGCCCCUGCUUCUGCUGUCAGCCACCCAGGGGUCCUGGGAGGCUCCAUGGUGCAGGGCCUCAGAGGUCACCAAGCUGCUUUGCUACCUGUGCACUGUCCCCAGGCCAGAAGACAAAACCAAGGGACUGGCAGUCCUGAUUGAUGCCAGGAAGCAGCCGUUACAUCCUGGUCUGGUCAAGGCCCUGAAGGCCACCCAGGCUCUGGACCCAGCCUCCAUCCAUGCCAUUCUCUUCCUGGGGGAGAAGGAGGCUGCCCUUCCACUGGAGACAUUACCUGACAUCCAGGUAGAGGUGCUGACCUCCUUCAAGGCCCUCAGCCACCACGUGGACCCCAGCCAGCUGCCCACAGCCCUGGACGGCUCCUUCCCCUACUGCCACAGCGAGUGGGUGCAAUUCUUCCAGAAGUCGGAGCCUUUCCUUGCCGACCUCCGCCGGGCCUCCUGCCUGCUACAGGCGUCCAUCAAGGAGUUUGAGAAGGGUGAUCCCCCUGGAGGGGCACAGGAGGCCUCCAGGUGUCUGAACAAGUCCAAGGAGCUGAUGGAGGCCGUGCUGAGGGACCCAGGGCUGCUGGGCCUCCAGCGGGACGGUGGAGCCACCCUGGCCAGGCUGCGGCAGGAGGCCAGCAGGCUGGACUUCAACCCGGAUGUCAGGAGCCAUCUGGCUGAAGCCACUGCCCUCUACAGCCUCUUGGAUGAGCAGCUGCAUGUCCUGGUCACCGCAUCUAAUCACCUCCUGGGGAGGCUGGAGCUCCGAGUCCGCCUGGGCCGCCUGGAAGCUGCCAUCCACCAGGUCAGCAACUGGAUGGAGCAGGAAGGAAGCUGGAGCCUGCAAGCGUUGACCCCCAAGGACGGAAGCUUGGAGACAGUGGAGAAAGCCCACAUCGAAUUCGAGGACUUCUUCCUGCAGGCUGCGGCCCAGUACCGGCGAGGCCUGGAGCUGUCCAAGCAGGCGGCGCAGGUGGAAGCUGCCGCCGGAGGGGCCAGCGAGGCAGGCGGGACAGAGUUCCCAGAGCUGGCAGCCUUUGCCGCCACGCAGCGGACCUUCCAGGCCAAGCUGACCCACUUCUACAUGGCUGCCGAGCGGCAACGCACAGACCUGGAGACGCUGCUCCAGCUGCACCGCUUCUGCAAGAAGAUGACCUGGUUCCACAUGGACUGUCAGGACCUGAUGACGCAGCUCAAGCUGGGCAAGGCCCACAAGGCCAGCCCUGGGGACCAGCGCCGCCUCCACCGCUACCUGCAGCGACUGUCGUCCGAGUUCCCUGCAGAGAAGCUCGCGGCCAUGGGGCUGCAGGCGGCCUCCCUGAGCCGGGAAGGCCUGGGCCGCGGCCUGUGGGAGGAGGCCCGGGCGAGACACGGGGAGAUCCAGGCCCUCCUGAAGAAGGCCCUGGCCCACUGCCCCUGCCCACUGGGUCCCACGGCCCACUUGGCACACCUGGAUCUACGGGGGACAGCCGCCAAGGGCCAGGGUGUGAACGGAAAAGCCACUUCCAAGGGAAGGCAGGACCUGCCCUCCCAGGACUCCCUGGGCCUGGGUCAUUUGCCGAAGUCCCGUUGGCCUCCUUGGGCCCCCGGCGAGGGGCAGAACAGAACUCUCCAGGCAGGCCCUGUGCCCCAGGAUGCUGGCCAGGCUGGAGAGGCUGAUGAAGGCAAGGGCCCCCACGAGCCCCCGGAUCCUGGCCCUGAGCGUAUUCUCGCCCCGCCCUUCUCCUGGCAGCGGCUUCCCAGGCAGAGUCAGAUCCUGCACGCCACCGGCAGCAGCUCCUCCUCUGAGGGGACAGACUCACAGACGUCUCUGGAGGACUCACCCCAGACAAGCCCCCCUCCCUCCCUCUAGCUGGGAACCCCCACCGCUGCACCAGGCUCCAGGGGGUGCUGGGCUGGGGCAAAGGGACCGAGCCCAUCAGGACUGUCUCCUGAGCACUCCGUGGGCGGGGCUUGUGCUCAGGGCACAAGAACGGGCACCAAGAAACGCAGGGAAGACAUGACCCUCAGGCGGUCAGGACAGGGUGCAGGAAGUGUGGAGUUGGCUCCCUCCCCCCCAGUACAGACCCAUCCAGAGGUCUCAGCCUUCAGCAGGCCACACGCCCAGCUGGGGUUCAGGGGUACACAGCUUUCCCUUGGGACACAAGGGGCAUUACUGCCCUCAGACAGAACUAUGAGCAGGGGAUUCGGGAGGGGCUUCUGGCCAUAGGGCCCCAUUGAAACAGACCCCAAGACAAGGGUCCGAGUGCACGUGUAUUCGAUAGUAAUCCCAGGAACCACUGGGGGAGGAGCAGGGGGUGAUUCUGGGAAAGGAAUAAAGGGGGUGUUGUCAAGCAAAUAACUGCAUGCCAUUCCUGGUGCCAUUGGCCUUGGGCAAAGAGAACCAGUCCCCUGCUGGAGACCAGUUAGUGUCCUGGGAAGGGCAGGGGCUGGAGGGGGAGUGGGAGGAGAAGGGAGCGUCUCCGUGUCUCUACUCUCCCUUCGGCAACCCCACCCAUCGUGGGCCACGCACCCCUCUCAGAUUCACGGAUCCCCACAGUCUGGUCCUCGCACUCCAGAGAGAGCCCUCAAUCCCCAAUGUUCUCUGUCUUCUCCCCUCCCACCAGGUCUCCUCAGCCUCUACUC
Messenger RNA from Phyllostomus hastatus (greater spear-nosed bat), 4853 nucleotides. RefSeq names its product KIAA1755 ortholog. The record is from RefSeq and is a predicted model, not a curated record. NCBI's taxonomy places the organism in Eukaryota, Metazoa, Chordata, Mammalia, Chiroptera, Phyllostomidae. Bases 475 to 4080 code for a protein of 1201 amino acids. The transcript has 14 exons.